UCGCGCGCAUACAUUCGCUUCACUUCCCUCGAAGCCCUCGUCGAGUUUCAUCGCAAUUUCGAUGGUCACGGUUUUAGGGACUCUAAAGGCAACGAGUACACUGCGAUUGUGGAAUUCGCACCAAAUCAAAAGGUGCCUGGCAUGGAAAAGGCUAAGAAGGCGGACGCGAGAGUGGGAACGAUCGACGAGGGUGCGUGUGAGAAAGCUACCGAGUCGGACGCAUUGGACCAAGUUGGCUGA
Messenger RNA from Ceraceosorus guamensis, 240 nucleotides. RefSeq lists its product as hypothetical. Gene Ontology annotation, biological process: nuclear-transcribed mRNA catabolic process, nonsense-mediated decay; positive regulation of translation. Gene Ontology annotation, molecular function: mRNA binding. The transcript has 2 exons. Lineage: Eukaryota; Fungi; Basidiomycota; Exobasidiomycetes; Ceraceosorales; Ceraceosoraceae. Gene Ontology annotation, cellular component: nucleolus; cytoplasm. The annotation marks the transcript as partial. The record is from RefSeq and is a predicted model, not a curated record.